AUGUCGCUGCUCAAGGAGAUCCAAGCGAACGCCGCCGUGGCCUGGAGCCCCAUGAAGUGGCGUCCGGAGCUCCUGGCGCUCGGCUCCAAGGGCGACGGCGGCGUCGGGUUCGAGGACAAUGGCGGCGAGUUCCAGCUCGUCUCGAUGGACCUCAGCAGCCCAACCCCUACCAUGAUCACGCUCGGGUCGAUCAAGACACCGUCACGCUUCACGUCGCUGGCCUGGCGCGACGUCCCCCGCCAUCACGACACGUGCCCCUAUGGCAUUAUUGCUGGCGGAAUGGCCGACGGUUCAGUGUCGCUCUGGAAUCCCGCGCUGGUGUUGGACCGAGAGCCAGGCAGUGACACGCCUGCGUCCUGUGAGAUUGGCCGCAUCACGCGACACAAGGGCGCGGUCAACGCCCUGCAGUUCAAUCCACACGAAGACAGUGCGCACUUGUUGGCUUCAGGCGGUAGUGACGGUGAAGUGUUCAUCAUGUCACUGGAGAAGUUGGCCAGUCCUGGUGUGUUCACGCCGGGAGGUCCAGUGGUGACCCCGCAGACGCAGGUCAAUGAGAUCACGAGUGUGGCGUGGAACACACAGGUGAACUACAUUCUAGCUACGGGCUCGCAAAACGGCACGGUGGUUGUCUGGGACCUCAAACAGAAGAAACCGUGGUGUGAAUUGCGUGAUCCUGCGCGUGGCGCGACGACAGCUCUGGCUUGGAACCCCAACGAGGGGUUGCAGAUUGCAACUGCUUCGGGAGAUGACCAGCAGCCUGUUGUGAAGCUGUGGGACCUGCGUAAUUCGACGAGCACACCAUUGGCUGAAUUCCAUGACCAUACUGCGGGCGUCUUGUCCAUGUCGUGGUGCCCAAAUGACCCUGGGCUCUUGCUGUCGUGCGGCAAGGAUAACCGGACGCUGCUGUGGGACCUCUUCUCGCGCAAGACGGUUGCAGAACUCCCUUCAGAUGCUCCCGAUGCUCCGGCUAUGGGCUCGGACCAAUUCUUCGGUGGUGUUCUUGCUGGCCAGCGUCGUUGGAACGUCCAGUGGUCCCCUCAGAUUCCUGCUGUUGCUUCGACGUGCUCGUUGGAUGGCAAGGUGCAGAUUUGGAGCCUUGCUGCUGGUGGCAACCCAGACUGCCGUCCGCCUAAGUGGAUGCGUCGCCCAGCUGGUGCAUCCUUUGGAUUCGGAGGAAAGCUGGUAACGAUAGCUAACCCACAGGAAACUACGAACUACAAUGGAGACCGUCGUCGCCUCGUUCAUAUGCAGCGCGUGAUCAGUGACACAAAGUUAGUGGCAGAGGCAGAGGCUUUGGACCGCUCGCUGGAAUCAAAGGAUUUUCGAGGUUAUUGUGAGCAAAAAAUCGCGACUGUCGCGACUGCUGAAGAGCGUAGUGUGUGGAACUUUAUGAAGAUCCUGUUUGAGAAGGACGCCCGCCAACAUUUGCUACUUCAUCUCGGGCUGGACGCAGAAAAGAUCAAUGAACUAAACGCCAAGUUUAACCCCGAAGCAGCAGCUUUGCCUGCUGAUACGACAGCGUAUGCCCCCGAAGCGCAAGUGGAUCCCAUAACGGGCGCGUUACUCAGCAGUCGGAUCGAUUCUGGCAUGGGAGCUGAAGACGUAUUCUCGUCGGGCUUCCACCCCAAUGGUGGUGACGAGACUACAGGUGCUAAACCAGCGUCGCCGUUGUCGAGUGUUUCCGCUCUGGCUGCUGCGUUACCUUCUGUCUUAGAUGAGGACAGAAGCAAGCGUCUAGAUGUAGCGCCUACUCCCGUGUACACAGAAGAGUCUGAGAGCACGCUGAUGCAGGCACUGCUGGUCGGCAACUUUGAAGUGGCUGUCAACUGCUGCUUGGCGUACAACCAGCUCGCUGACGCGCUAUUGCUCGCUUCUUGCGGCGGACCCGAGCUCUGGGAGAAGACUCAGCGCACAUUCUUUUCGCACCAAAAGCGUCCGGUGAUGCGAGUGGUGGCGGCAGUCAUCAAGAAUGAGCUAAGCGAGCUCGUGGAGAUGUCCGACCUUACCGAAUGGCGCGAGACUCUGGCGAUCUUGAGCACGUACGCUAAAAGUGAAGAGUUUCCAUCACUUUGCGACAAGCUGGCUACUCGACUCGAGGCCGCUGGUGACCUGCACUCUGCAACACUGUGCUUCAUGUGUGCCGUGAACGUUACCAAAACCGUAAACGCGUGGUGCGAGGAAAGCAAAGUUGAGGCUCGCGUGUACGGACACACUUUUGCACUGCACCGCCUUGUCGAGAAGGUGUCUGUGUUCACUAUGGCUGUUGACCAACCCGACCAAUCGAUGGGCCCCGAGGUGGCUCAGCGUUUUGCUGAAUAUGCUUCUCUGAUGGCUGCGGAAGGCCGACUGGAUAUUGCCGCAAAGUACGCGCGCUUCCCGGACCUCAGUUGCGCGAUCUUGAAAGACCGCAUUUUCAACGCGUACCCAAUGCAGGGGUACCAGCCUCCUCCGUUCCCGUUCGAUGUCGUUCGGAUCGAAUCGCAGGCUCAAAUUCAGCAGCGGCAGCAGCAGCAGCAACAGCAGCAGCAACAACAGGCUUCUGCGAUGCAGCAGCGAGGGUACGGCAACAAACCGGCCUAUGGGGCAGGAAGAAAUCAGUUUGGUGCUUCUGCUGCUCCGAUGCCUACGCCUGCUCCGGCCCCAAUGCCUACAUCAGGUGCUUUCGGUGGUGUCCAAGGCACGGGCUACCCACCUCAGCAACAUGCGCCGGUGCAAUCGCCGGCCUUCCCCGGUCAUCCUAGUAGCUUCCAGCCGGUCGUCAAGCAGCCACAGUAUCCUAGUACCCCAGGCGUGCCUCCGCAGCUGCAACAGUCCGGAAGCUACCCAACCCAGCAGCAGUCAGCGUACCCAGGCCAGUCUGCACAGUCUCCGUACGCACCAAGCGUGGCGCCGACACCGUUCCCAGGUCAAUCUGCGCCCCCUGCGUUCCCGGGUCAGGCAAGACCGCACCUGACGCCGCCGCAACAGCCUGGAUACGCACCUCCAGCGCCAAUGCAACAGCCUGGGUACGCACCUCCGGCGCCACCGCAACAGCCUGGGUACGCACCCCCGGCGCCACCGCAACAGCCUGGGUACGCACACCCGCCGCAAGCAGCGUUUCCAGGCCAGCAACCACCCCAGCAAAGUUUCAUGUCGGGUCCUCCAUCGUCAUCAGGCAGCCGUUCGCACCAGCAGAUGUACUCUGGACCUCCGUCAGCGGGGGGCACCCCCCACAUGCGUGCUGCUCCGUCGCCUUCUUAUGGUGGCGCACCUCGUCCGGGAACGGGUUUUGGUGCUCCUGCUGGUGCAUCUUUUGCUGCCCCUGCUUCACCAUCCAUUCCUCAGAGUACGGGAGUGCAUCCACUCACCGCUGCUAUGGGAUCGUCGCGCAUUGCCAAGCCGUCUGUUGAUAUGACGUCGCAUCAACGAGACGGCUUCGUGAGCAGUGUGGGCAACAAGGAACUGGCGCUCAAGUAUGGAAACGCCUCGACAGCUGCGCUCUCACCUGUUGCAACGAAGGCCGGUGGGUUUCCACCGAACGUUGUGCCGGGCAGCACCGAGAAUGUCGGCCCUCAGGACCUCCCGAUCGUGAACGCGUUCAACGACCUUGUGAACAACCUCCAGGCUCUUCCACUCACUAUGAUGGAGCAAAAGCAGUUGCAAGAGAUUCAAAAGGGUAAAGAGAUUAUGUUCACGAAGCUCAACAUCGGCGAUCUGACACCGCAGGUUGUGUCCCGGCUACACGAGAUGGUGGCGUGCUUUGGGCGACGCGAUUUCGGUAGCGCACAGACCAUCUACGUAGCUCUCACGGCUUCGGACUGGGCGCAGCACAAGGAUUGGCUGCGUGGCCUCAAGUCGCUCAUCCAUAUCUCCAUGAAGCGCUUUAGAUAA
This is a messenger RNA of Hyaloperonospora brassicae, 3870 nucleotides long. Lineage: Eukaryota; Oomycota; Peronosporomycetes; Peronosporales; Peronosporaceae. The record is from the annotation of a GenBank genome assembly.